GAGGAGAGAGACAAGCCACAUUGAGGUUGUGACAUCGUAACCGCUCUAACACAACGCACACGGCGGCGGCAUUGUGGUCGGGAUGUAUUCAUCAUCAAGAAGAAUGUCAGCUUCAGGAAACGGCUCGGCCUCUGAUUGGACGGGGGGGUGGGCCACGUGACCGGUUUUCCCAACCGGAGUUUCCACGACAGCUGGAAGCCGAGCGGGCACAGGCGCGUCGUCGGUUUCUUUGAAAAAUAACAAGGACUAUCCUCGUUUCAACACCUUCAAAUAAACCCCGUCUGGCAUGGGCGACAAGAGGAGUCCUACAAGGCCGAAGCGUCAACCGAAGCCCUCCUCAGACGAGGGGUACUGGGACUGUAGCGUGUGCACGUACAAGAACACGGCGGAGGCUUUUAAGUGCAUGAUGUGCGAUGUCAGGAAAGGCACGUCAACAAGGAAGCCUCGCCCGGUCUCCCAGCUGGUCUCCCAGCAGCAGGUAACACAGCAGUUCGCCUCCCCCACGCAGCCCAAGAAGGAGAAGAAGGAGAGGGUCGAGCGAGAGAAGGGCGAGCGAGAGCCCGCGCCGCUCAAGAAGAACGGUCACAAGAAGAUGAGGCCACGGUUAAAAAACAUCGACCGCAGCAGCGCGCAGCACCUGGAGGUGACCGUGGGCGACCUCACGGUCAUCAUCACCGACUUCAAGGAGAAGGCACGCCCCUCGCCCCCCAACGCCUCCUCCACCCCCACCAGCGUCCCCGCCCCCACCACCACCACCACCUCCUCCUCAUCCUCGUCCUCCUCCUCUUCGGCCGCAGCCGCUAACGCCGCCGCCACCGCCGCCGCGGGCGCCAUGGACCACCACAGCCACAACGGCUCGGGUUCGGAGAACACGGACCGGGGGGUGUCACGCUCCUCCUCCCCCCGCGGCGACGAGGGGGCCUCCGUCAACGGGGAGUCCCACUGAGGGCUGGGGCCGGGAGGGGGGGAGGGGACGCCAUCUUUCUUUUCUGUCUUUCUUUCUUCCUUUGUUUCUUUCACCGCUCUCCCUCCUCUUCCCGUCGAGAAGACUGUACCUCGAUGACCCCCCCCCCCCCCCCCGAGUCCCUGAGAGCCACCGACCCUAGCGUCCGGUCCCGCGCCCACCCUCUCCACCUCAUAACCGUAACCUCUCUAGCCUCAGCCGCAGGCUCUUAAGUUCUGGGGAUCCCGGGGAGGACAUUUUUGACCCUACCCGUCGGACCGUCGUCAACGGCGACGGCACACGACUCCAGAAACGGAUUCCAACCAACGAAACUUUACUUUGUGCUCCUUUUCCUUCUCUUUUCCUUUCCCUCUGCCCCUGACUCAACAGCGACUAGAACAUUUGGGAGAGCUAUCUCUUCCUUUGAGUGUCAGAUGAUGUUGAGGGCGACAGGGGAGAUGUCAGGCCUUUUGGGGCGGACCAGUCGGGGAAAAAAACCUCCCAAUGCAAGCUUUCCUCGGACGUGCGACUGUUAUCAGGGGGGGGGGGGGGGGGGGGUCAGGACUAAUGGCAGAGGACGGCGCACCGCCCAGGUCGACGCCCCUUCUCACGGACAGCGUACCGUAACUCAUCUCCAUGAGUUACGGUUUAAAUCGGGACGUGACUAGAGAAUCGCGCCGCGGCCGCGGCCGUCGACGUAGAGCUGCCCUCGCUGACCGGACCUUUGUGGAAACCCCCUUCUUUUUGCCGCCAGACCUCGCACGACCCCUCUCUCGAUUGUGUCCCCGAAUAUAUCCCCAAGAACGGGUUUAAUCUUCCCACACAAGCCCUUCCUCAAACCCCCCCACCCCCAGAACCUUUACAGUCCCGAGUCUCCUGGUUCCCCCCCCCCCCCCCCCCCUUCUGCUCUGGAACCUGCAGGAACCUCCUCUGCAAACUGCACAACGUGCCAUAGCGACACCAGCAUCGGUCGUCAGUACCCCCCCCCACCCACACACACACAACCCGGACUUCAUUUAAAAACUAAAAAACAUGUCGAGCCGACAUUGACACAAAAAAAACAAAAUGGACGCCAAGCGGUGGAAACGCAUCCGAGCGCUCGUGCUGCAAAAGAACCCGCGGGGGUUUGGGCCGGCGCCGCCGCCGUCUAGCGCAAGACCAGUGCGACUGAAAGCCCACUGGUGCUGGCACACUUCUUCCCCCAGUGGACCCAGUGGGAUACGCCGGGCGGCGACAUGCUUGUACAACGGAGAGUUGCGACAAAAAAGAAAAGGAGAAAACUUUGGAUUUGUUCUCUUCCAAAAACAUCGCAAAAACGGACCCUUCCGGACAAGCACAUUACGUAGCUGUAUAGAUGAAAUAGCUUGCAAUAUGACAGUCUUCAGAAAACUGUUAAAGUAUCACUUAAAUGAAAUGUUACGGUGGGCGGUCGGGGCGAGACAUUUUUUUUUUUUGGUUUGGAAUACACUACACUCUAUUGUAAAAAAAAUAAAUAAAAAAAAUACAAAUAAGACUAAUAAAAAAAAAAAAAAAACAUACAUAUAUUACACUGCAACUCUAAAUCAAACUGUCUAAAGGAUGGCUUUUGAAAUUGUAGAAUAAUUUGUUCCACAAAGUGUAUUUCUAUUGUAUUACAAUGUUUUAUCGUGGGUGUAUCAUGCAUUAAAAACCAGUGUUAUCGUCGAAAUGUUCACUUAGUACAGGUCCUAACUGUCAGGGCAUGAUGACACAUUCCCUGGAAUAUAAACGUACGUACAUACGAGAGAAACGCUGCCUUGUACAUUUAGGAUGAUAUCAUUUGAUGUGUUCUUCUAAUAAAACUAAUAACCAGGUAUCGGCUCCGCCAUACUAGCUGGGACUAGUAGUGUGAGCUCAUGAGAAAUGUUUGAAAAUAUCAUUUGCCUCGAAAAUGAAAGACAUUUGUCAUUGUUCGGAAAAGCAUUAUCAUUCAUUCUUGAGACAAGUAUGCGACAUUUCAUUUUUUUUAUUUUAUUAUUUUGUUUUUUGACAUGCUCUCCUCUUUCAACUUGUGUCGAUUUAAUUUAGUAGGCCUACAUGUCGAAAUAAGAGUGACUAAAGUUGUGUGUUUGCAUCUUUCGUUAGUCUGCUAUUGUUUUCUUUCUCACACAUGCACAGAUUCUGGGAGUUUUCGGAUCAUAUUGUCAGCAUUGAUAAGAUGUAUCUGAAAUGCUUGAGUUUCAAGCCUCAACAACCCAAAACAAGGAACAGUGCAAACAAGUAAAUAAAAUUAAAAAUUUAAGAAUCUUAAAACAAAA
Messenger RNA from Gadus macrocephalus (Pacific cod), 3219 nucleotides. RefSeq names its product YY1 associated factor 2 (gene yaf2). Gene Ontology annotation, molecular function: transcription coregulator activity; DNA binding. Gene Ontology annotation, cellular component: nucleus. NCBI's taxonomy places the organism in Eukaryota, Metazoa, Chordata, Actinopteri, Gadiformes, Gadidae. The transcript is spliced from 4 exons. Gene Ontology annotation, biological process: positive regulation of DNA-templated transcription. The coding region runs from base 287 to 946 and encodes 219 amino acids. The record is from RefSeq and is a predicted model, not a curated record.